Molecule: messenger RNA, 1548 nt
Organism: Aspergillus niger
Lineage: Eukaryota; Fungi; Ascomycota; Eurotiomycetes; Eurotiales; Aspergillaceae
Exons: 8
Coding region: 1-1548 (515 amino acids)
Molecular function (GO): monooxygenase activity; iron ion binding; oxidoreductase activity, acting on paired donors, with incorporation or reduction of molecular oxygen
Source: RefSeq, a predicted model, not a curated record
AUGAGUAUCUUAACUGCGGUCGCGUUCACCUGCCUAAUCCUCCUACCUGUCUACCUCCUCAUCAAUCACCAAAUCGCCUCUCUCCCCCUUCCCCCCGGACCCAAAGGCAAGCCCAUCAUCGGCAACCUAUCCGACCUGCCACCCCCAGAUACCCCAGAAUGGCAGCACUGGCUAGAACACAAAAAGCGCUACGGCCCAAUAACCUCCGUCACCAUCCUCAACCAACCCAUCAUUAUUCUUCACGAUGCCCAAAUAGCCAUCGAACUCCUCGAAAAACGCUCCCUCAAGUACUCUUCCCGAUCACAGACAGUUUUCGUCGGAGAAAUGAUCGGAUGGAAAGACACUCUGGGCAUGCAGCCUUACAAUGCGCGAUUUCGCGCAUACCGUAAAGCCAUGCAUCAAGUCCUGGGAACAAAAGCCCUCGUAUCGAAGUUCAAUACGCUGCAGGAGCUCGAAGCGAGACGGUUAUUGCGUCGUAUGUUAGAGGAUCCGGGGGAGUGGGUACAGCAUUUGAAGACGGAAGCCGGCGCCAUCAUCCUCAAAAUCGGCUACGGGUACGACAUCAACCCGCACGGGAGGGAUAAAUUAGUCGAUUUGGCGGAUGACUCGAUGGAGACUUUUUCGGCGGUGAUGAAUCAGGUGUGGUUGGUGGAUCUGGUGCCUGUUUUGAAAUACCUCCCCUCCUGGUUGCCCUUCUCUGCUCAACGAAAAAGCCAGUUCUGGCGUACGCAACUCCUCACUACCAUCGAGACGCCGUACAGGAUGGUGCGGGAGCAGAUGGCAUCUGGAAUAGCACCUCCGUCCUACUUGAGUAAUCUCCUCCAGGAGGAGGAUACCAAGGAGGAAAAGACCCUCACGGCAGAAGAAGAAUUCACAGCGAAGUGGACAGCGGGCUCACUAUAUAUAGCUGGCGCUGAUACGACAGUAUCAGCCCUCCGCACAUUCAUCCUCAGCAUGGCCCUGAACCCCGCCAUUCAGGAAAAAGCCCAAGCCGAACUCGACACAGUCUUAGGCCCGCACACUCUCCCCAAACUCUCUGACCGGGAUAAACUACCCUAUGUGAACGCCGUCGUGAAAGAAUCUCUCCGGUGGUACCCGGUUGGUCCGAUGGGAAUACCGCAUCUUUGUGUAGAGGAGGAUGUGUAUGAUGGGUAUAGGAUUCCCAAGGGGGCGAUAGUGAUGGGGAAUAUCUGGGCAAUAACCCACGAUCCGAAUAUCUACCCACAUCCGGAAAAGUUCGAUCCUGAGCGGUUCCUGGGUGAGAACCCCCAGCCGGAUCCGUCUGGUUGGGUGUUUGGGUUCGGGAGGAGAGUGUGUCCCGGACGGGUGUUGGCGGAUGCGAGUGUUUUUGUGACGGUCGGGAUGGUGUUGAGUGCCAUGAGGAUUUCGUUGGAGAAGGGGGAUGGGGAGAGAGAAGAGGUGAGGUUCACGCCUGGAGUGGUCAGUCAUCCUGUUUUGGCGGGGCUGAAGGUGGAAGCGAGGAGUGCGAGGCAUGAGGGGGUUAUUAGGGAGAUUGAUCGAAGGGUAUGUUUGUAUCCACGGCUAUAA